Molecule: messenger RNA, 5388 nt
Organism: Drosophila arizonae
Lineage: Eukaryota; Metazoa; Arthropoda; Insecta; Diptera; Drosophilidae
Product: ral GTPase-activating protein subunit beta
Biological process (GO): regulation of small GTPase mediated signal transduction; activation of GTPase activity
Molecular function (GO): GTPase activator activity
Source: RefSeq, a predicted model, not a curated record
UUAAAUUCUGUGCAGUUGAACUGAUUCACCAGUGAUAAAUCAACUGCAAUCAAAUUAUAGCACAACUAGUCAGCGCAGAGCGAGAGAUUCCUCCGACUGGAAUGAGUCAAGCUUCCACUCUGCUCGAGUAGCCGCAGCUGCAGCAAAGGUGAAAAUUCUGUGUGCGUGAGCAAAGCAAACUCUGAAAAAAUGUACUCUGAGUGGGCUUCGCUGUCGGCGCAGAUCAAUGCCAACAGUUGUGGUGCGCAAUGCUUCAGUGUUCUGAACAAGUUUCCAGCAUCCGCUGGUCGAGAAGUGGUGAUGUCGGUGGUGAAGCAACUGGGCACCAAUUUGGGCAUCACACAGAAUGCGGAGCCCAGUCACCUGGUCAAGGAUGAGGAGGUCAGAUGGUGCAUGGACGUCAUUUGCUUUGGGCUCUCGUUGCCCUUGCAGGAGCACGAGACCAUCAAGGAUUGCGUCAACGUCUACUGCGAGUGGUUGACCGCGCUGCACCCGCAGCCGCGCAUCAGCGUGCCCAAGCCCAUUUGCGAGGAUGCGAAUCUUUACGCAAGGCAGAUCAUCAAUCACUUCCACAAUCUGUUCGUUCCGCGGCAGGGAGAAAUCUUGCCAUUUUUAUACCAAACGAAGCUUGGCUCCGACACGAUCAAGCGCCAGGCCGUGCUCUGUCACCGAGUUCUGCGCACUCUCCAGCAGACGGCGCAGAUUUCGCAGCAGAUGGACCGAGAGACCUGGGAGACGCUGCUGCUCUUUCUGCUGGCAAUUAAUGAGAUUCUGCUGGCCCCGCCCACCGUCAAGGACGAUGUGGGCGACCAGCUGUGUGAACGUGUGCUCUCUGUGCUCUUCGAGGUCUGGCUCUUGGCCUGUGUGCGCUGCUUUCCAUCUCCGUCGCUCUGGAAGACCCUGCAGGAGUCGUGCGCCAUGUGGCGCCAUCGCAUUGCCCUUGUGGAUCAGUGGAAUCGAGUAAAUCUGGCACUAACCGCGCGGUUAUUAGAGUUCAGCUAUGGUCCAGAUUUUACACAGCUUAAGAAUGCUGAUGAGGAUAGUCAGCUCAUUCCUGCGGGCAUGUCCAACGACUGCGUGGCGCAGACCUGGUAUCGCUUCUUGCGCAUGAUCGGCAACCCCACAGCUCUGUGCUCGCCGCACAUCAUUAGCAAGUCGUCGCACUUUGUUCAAUGGGCUCUUACACACGAGAAGGGGGCCGAGACUCAUCAGCAUCCGUGCCUUCAGGCUCUGCCGCAAAUCUUUCUGAAUGCGAUCCGCGGGAUUUCCAGUCAGGUCGAUGCCUUUCUUGGCAUUUAUCAGGCACCGCCUAGCCAACAGGAGAACGUCGUUACGAAUCUGCUUGAGAUCCGCCACUCUUUAAACGAGGCCACUUCAUCCACGCUCCAACAGUUCAUCCACUCGAGUAGCGCCUCGAACAUUAGCAUGCAGCAAUCGGGGUCAGCUCAGCUGUCUCAUCCGCCGCAUCAUCAUCACCACUAUCCGCAUUUGCAUUUACACGGCGCGGGGAGUUUCCUCCGCGAUAACUUUGUAAGCAGCUCGGCCAGUUCUGCUCUAAAUGCCAUCAUGGGCCAUCAUCAUCAUCAGCAUCAGCCGCAGCAGCAACAGCCGCAGCCCCAGCAACAGGCUCCAGGGCAACACGUAGCAAAUUUUAGUGCUUCGCCAAUCACUCCCGGGGGGCCCGUUGGCAGCGUCAGCGCUGGCGGCAGUCACUCGGCGGGCGUUGUGGGCUGCAUCUCGUUCAGCACGUCUGAGGCGGCGCCGUUAACCAGCUCCAAUGGUACUAGCGGCAGCAGUGUUACACCUACACCUCCCUUGCAGCGUCGCCUGGCCAAAAGUUUCAGCGUGGCCCCAUCCAUUACGCAGCAGAAGGGCUUAAGCAAAACAGCGCUUAUCAGCCUAACACGCAGCUCAGCGAACGCCGCCCCCACUACUCCGACUUCUGGCCCGCCCUCGUCGAGCAGCAUCAAUUCGCUACCAUCCAUCGGAGCCGAGCUGCGUCCGCCUCUCUCUGUAGCUCGCCCGAAGUGCAACAGCAUUCUCCACUUAUUCGGCGAGUGGUUGUUCGAGGCAGCACACAUAGGCGGCGAUACCUGGCUGCAGAACCGUAAGAAGCAAGCAUGUGAGGCUAGCAAGCGACCGUCGUCUAUGAUAAUGGAGAACCGCAAGGGAUCGAUAUCGUUGUCCCAGCCGAAUUCGCUGAACGACCCCUCAUCCCUGCCGCCUACACUAACCAUUGACAAAUAUGAAUCCGGCCGUGCCGAGGCAAUCGGCACACUAUGCAAGAUAUUCUGCGCAAAGAAAACGGGAGAGGAAAUCCUGCCCGUCUAUUUGGCUCGCUUUUAUAUGGCGCUGCAACAGUGCCUCAAAAUAACUGAGUCGAAGGAGUGUGACGAGACACUAGCCAGCAUUCUGCUCCACUCGUCGGACUUAUUUCGUUUGGACCUUGAUGGCAUAAAUGUGCUACUUCCCGGAUUCAUAGCAGCUCUCGAAAUAGUGCUGCCAGACAAAGACCUAAAGCUCAAGACUCAAGCAGUUGCUUUCAGCCGCACCGAACUGCGGCGCUCGGCCAUAAAUAUUUUGCUGUCUAUUAUGGUGCUUCCCCUCCAUUACCACGCGUUGCCCAUUCGCAGCUUGACAGCCGACUCGGGCGACAAGGUGAUGACAUUCUUGCAACUCAAGUCCCGGCUGAUGAACAUACUGAUGAACGCUCUGCAGGUGGAAACCGAUGCACAAAACACGCAUAUGCUAUUGGGCGGAUUGCUGCUCUGUGUCCAAGACGCAGUCACCUUUGAGGAAAGUGAGCUGGGAGCCACAGAUCACCUGGGUGGAGCCGGUGUGCAGCACCAUGAAGAAAAUAUUCUGAGCUCUGCGUGCUCGGACCGUUCCGCUUCGUUAGCCAGCGGCACGGUGAGCUUUGGCGCUCCAACCGCGGCGACGAGCUCGCGUGACACGGCUUCGGCCCACGAUUAUCCCAGUCUGACCAUUUCCGAUGAUAUAUCGGUGGAGUUUGCAAGCGAAUUAGAGGGCGUUGCAUCAUAUGACAACGCACAUGCCCUCUUUGUGCGAGCGACGUAUUUGGUGUGUCAUCGCCUGAUAUCCUCGUGGAAGACCGACUUGAACGUUUCACUGGCGGCGCUGGAGCUACUGUCCGGUCUGGCUCGACUUCACAUACGCGAAACAGUCGCAGCCAGGAAAUUAACGAAUGAUUCCUUAGUGAAAAUAGUCGAUCCUAGUCAAAAUCUAACGAUAAUCUCCACAGACGCCCUAGAAUGCAAGCGCGCAGUGAAGUGGAUAUGCGACUAUAUUUGUUAUCAGUGCUCACGACCUCCGCCAGCGCACAGCAAGGAUCUGCACAGCACAAUAGUUGCGGCGUUCCAGUGCACAGCAGCCUGGCUUAUGCAGCAUCCCUACCUGUUGCAGGACAAGGACUGCCUGCAGACUGUGCUCGAGGUCGUCGAACUUGGCAUAUCGGGCACCAAGAGCCAGAGUAAAACUGGAGAUCUGCCCAAGUUUAAGGAUGAAAAGGAAUUAAAGCCAGCCUCAAUGCGCGUUCGCGAUGCAGCUGAAAAUUUGCUGACGAUCAUCCUGGAGCAAGUCGGCUAUUUCCCUAGCGAGUGUGGACCCGAGUCUAUAUCGUCGCUCUUGGACGAACUGGCUCUCAUGAAGCACUGCAAUUCGCUUCCGACCGGAGACGGUUCGGUGGGCGUUUGCACUGCGGAGCAAGCAAUCUCAAAGUUUAAGUAUUUUGUUACUGAAAAUUCGACAAUAUUGGCUCUGUUGGAAGAGCCUCUAGGCAAUGAUCAGGAUCCGCAGCCAACUGUCACCCUUUUAAUACGCGGCCCAUUCGGUCGCCAUGCGUGGACUAUGCAGCUGCGCCAUCUGCCACGAAGCAAAUCCGGCAUUAAGUACCACGCCGUCAAUCCGGGUAGACCCAUUGCAAUGAAUGACAUCACCCAGCGUCCUGAAUGCGAACAAAAGAACUUUCCCGAGGGCGUGGACAAAGUUCAGCCUUGUGUGGCUGAUUACUCAAUACCAACAAUCGAUCAGAUACGGGAACAGUACGGCGCCAGCAUCAUUAAUGAUCUGGAGGUCAUGCUUGAGAACCAGAGCAUACACGAAAAGUUGGCUUGGGCUGAGUCGGACAAUAAUGUGGACAGUCUGUCACACGCCCAGGAGUGUGUGCCGCCGACGGUCUGCCACGAGUUCCAUGCAGCUCGUCUGUUUCUCUCCCACUUUGGAUUUCUUAGCUUUGAAGUCCGCAACCCGAACAACCCCGUGGAGUCCUUGGCUCCUCCCCAAAGGCCUCUCAUUGUGCUGGACACGAAAUCAUCGGCGUUCGCAGCGGAUUUGGACAAGCUGGAUAAGCUUAGCGCUCGCACGCACGACACUGUUUAUUGUUUCUACGUAAAGGCGGGUCAAACGAGUGCACAAGAAAUCAUUGGCAACAUGUCCGAGGACCAAGUGUAUGAUCCGCACUUUGCCAACAUGCUGCAAACUCUGGGCUGGCCUGUUCAGGUGGCUGAGCACUCGGGCUGGACGGGCUUUGCACACAACUCUUGGUCACUGAAGGGCACAUCAGGGCGCUCCAACGUGUCCAGCGAAUCUAAUUACAACGGUGCGCAACGCGUACUUUACUGGGCAGACGUUUCCUCUGAGAUAGCAUUCGUUGUGCCCAAUGCUUGGAAUCUGCGCUACAAUAACGAAAUGGAUGGCUGCAGUCUUUCCAGUAAUUGCAGUGAUCAGAGCACAGCGAGCAAUGUCUGGAUACGUGGCGACGACGCUGGCUCUAUGAAGUCGAAGACAAGAAAUCUCAGCCUGGAGUUGGACACAGGCAACAGAACCAAGGAGCCUGUGCCACCCACGCGUCGAAAGGGUAAUGUGUCGAAGCCUGCACUUCUUGUCCAGGCACCCGCUAAGAUAUUCCUCGUGUGGCUAGAGAGCUUCGAGGAUUACUUAAACUUCCCUGUCGAGGAUUUAUUGGCCUAUGCGCGCACUGGUGAAGAGCUGCACUCGAUGCAAUUGCCGAGAGCAGCCGACUGUCACGUAAUCUUCGUGCACUCUCUUCAAUCUGGUUUGCUGAGAGUCAAAUUACUGGGACCACCUGGCCGCAUGAGUUUCGCCACGCCUUUAGUCGACGGAAUGGUGCUCAGUCGGCGGGUUGUGGGUAAUUUGGUACGUCAAACGGCUCUAAACAUAUCUCGGCGUAGGCGGUUAGAUAAUGAUAACUACCAACCGCCUCAUGUACGACGUCGCCUAAAGGUGCAGGACAUAGUCCAAAAAUAUAAGAUGGACCUAAGCGAGGCCGAACUAUUAGCUCAUUUGUUCCAGCGUUCGAUAUAGCCUUAAAGUAUUUAUUAUUUCCCCUGAAAUAUUCCAUCAGUUUCU